Messenger RNA from Chelmon rostratus (copperband butterflyfish), 3708 nucleotides. RefSeq names its product euchromatic histone-lysine N-methyltransferase 1a (gene ehmt1a). Gene Ontology annotation, cellular component: nucleus. Lineage: Eukaryota; Metazoa; Chordata; Actinopteri; Chaetodontiformes; Chaetodontidae. The transcript has 23 exons. Gene Ontology annotation, molecular function: histone methyltransferase activity; protein-lysine N-methyltransferase activity; p53 binding. Bases 191 to 3313 code for a protein of 1040 amino acids. The record is from RefSeq and is a predicted model, not a curated record.
CACGCGGCGCGCAUGGACCGCCGUGACAACGCGUCACGUGCUUGAGCGGCUGAGGGCGGAAGUGGAGACUCCUGUCUUCCUGUCCCAUCCCUCCCUGCUUUCGGCCGAGUACAGCUACACCAACUGGAACUGGUGCUGCUGAGAUCCUCUCAACCCGACUGGUUUCAACAAUCAGCCCCUCAGGAUAGCAAUGGAUCACAGUGGAGCCAGUGAAGGUCCUGGUCCAGGCAGAAGACCCUCCAGUCCCUCCUCUGGGACACCCAUGGGGGCCCAGGGUAGUCAAAGACCCAAAGUAAAGAUAACUCCCUUCCACAGCUCUCCCAUAGUCAGCAGUGAUGGAGCUCUCCGCAGGAAACGACCAGGAGCAGCUUAUGGGAAACUGCUGACGCCUCCUAGCAGCCUGUUUCGGGACACACCAGGUCGGCUGACUGCUCCACCUGUCAGGGAGAGACUCGCUGUUGCUGCCGGGAGCCCAGUGGAACAGACCCCCAGCUCAGGCUUUCUGCUGGACACUACAGGAGCUAAAGCACAGGCAAGCCCUCUUGCCAUAAAGACUCCUGGCCGGAAGGCACCAACGUCACGUCUGGCAGACUCACUAAAGUCUGGACCACCAGCUAGCACUGCACUUUGUGACAGCCAGAAAGGCAGAGGCAAAGAGAGGAGAGCUGCCUCCACCGCCGCCAAACCUCAGUCAGCUGUGAAGAGGAAGAAGAGGAAGAUGGGAAUGUACAACCUGGUCCCCAAGAAGAAGACCAAGGCCCUAAAACAGCAGGAGAAGAGAGGAGAGGAGCCAGCAGCGAGUGCAGAGAAGAACCGACCUGCAGCAGCUGAGAAACCAGUGCUUCUAACAGAGACUCUGAAGGCCGGAGAACCGCCAGCCGCUGGAAAUGACGUGCAGGUGGAGGUGGAGCCUGGAGCGGGCAGCCGUGUGGAAUACACAGAGCUGACUUUGGACUGCCUGGACCUGAAGGCUCAGGAAGAGCUGCUCUCACCCCCCCUGUCUGGUGCGGCAGCAGAUGCUGACGUGACAGAAACCGAGCUGGCUGAGGAGUUACCGCUGUGCUGUUGUCGUAUGGAGACGCCUCAUAGCGGGGGAAGCCUCUCCACACUGGAUCAGACCUGCAUGGCCAUGGAAAGCGCAGAUGGAAUGCUGAGUCGUUGCCAGAGGCGAGUGAUGAAGCAGGAAAUGAUGCGGCCCUCCAACACGGUCCAUCUGCUGGUUCUGUGUGAGGACCACCGGGCCGGCAUGGUUAAGCACCAGUGCUGCCCCGGCUGUGGACUCUUCUGCAGGGUGGGCACCUUCAUGGAGUGCAGGCCAUAUGGCAGCAUCUCCCACCGCUUCCACCGUGACUGUGCCUCCAUCUUGAAGGAUCUCAAGUUUUGCCCCCACUGCGGAGAGGACGCCAGCGGGGCGAAGGAGGUCACAGUGCCGAAGGCUGACCCGUCGCCCUCUGUGCCCAGAUCGAACCCAGGGCCAUCGCUUCCAGCCGUGCCCACUGUGGCCGCCCUGCCGUCAGUGCCGACCACGCCUGCUGUUCCACAGAUACUUCGAGCCAAGAAGACCAGCGAGCCACAGAGGGACAGAGACGAGAGCCCCAGCAGGUUAAAGGGCGAGGCUGUGUGUGCUGCAGAUAGAGUACCUAAAGAAUCACUGGAGAGCAUCCUGAUGGCACUGGACGAUGAGAACCUAAAACCAAAGAAAGUGAAGUACCCCACCAGACAGCUGUACAUCUCUGCAAAGCAAGGAGAGCUCCAGAAGGUCAUCCAUCUCCUAGUUGAUGGGAAGGACCCCAACUUUAUGAUGGAGGGCCAAAACAAACGCACCCCUCUCCAUGCAGCAGCUGCUGAGGGUCACCAGGAGAUCUGCCACAUGCUGGUUCAGGCUGGAGCCAACCUGGACAUGUUUGAUGAGGAGCAGAGAACACCACUGAUGGUGGCCUGUGAAAACAACCACCUGGACACAGUGCAGUACCUGCUGAGAGCCGGAGCAUCCGUCAGCCACAAGGACAUCAUGGGUUUCACCUGUCUGCAUCUGGCAGCUAAACUGGGACAUUAUGACAUAGUCCAUCACCUGCUCUCCAAGGCAUCCAAAUACGUCAACUGUCAGGAUGACGGGGGGUGGACUCCCAUCACCUGGGCCAUCGAGUACAAGCACAAGGAGCUGGUCCACCUGCUGUUGUCCAGAGGGGCCGAUGUUAACAUCAGAGACAAGGAAGAGAAUGUGUGCCUGCACUGGGCGGCUCUAUCGGGUUGCGUUGACAUCGCGCAGGCUCUGCUGGAGGCUCGGUGUGACCUCAGUGCUGUCAACGUUCAUGGUGACUCACCGCUUCAUGUCGCUACCAGGGAGAACCACCUGGAGUGUGUCAUGUUGCUGCUGUCUCAUGGAGCUGACGUCAAUCAGAGGAACAGGGACGGAGACGCAGUCCUGGACUGCUGUGUCUACGGCUGCGAGGUGUGGACGGCCCUCAACACCAACAAGAAGCUGACUGAUGCCAGGAGAGGCAGGGACUGUCAAGGAGAAAGACUGCUCAGCAGGGACAUUUCUCGAGGGUACGAGGCAGUUCCUAUCACCUGUGUUAACAGUGUCGACAGCGAGCCGUGCCCUGAAAACUUUAAAUACGUACCAGACAACUGUGUCACCUCCCCACUGAACAUUGACAAGGACAUCACUCACCUACAGCACUGCAGCUGUACAGACGACUGCUCGUCCAGUACCUGUGUGUGUGGUCAGCUCAGUCUGCGAUGUUGGUAUGACAGCGAGGGUCGACUACCUCUGGACUUCUGUCAGCGGGAGCCCCCUGUGCUGUUUGAGUGUAACCACGCCUGCUCCUGCUGGAGGACCUGCAGGAACCGAGUGGUCCAGAACGGACUGAGAGCCCGGCUGCAGCUCUACAGGACACACAAGAUGGGCUGGGGAGUGAGGGCCAUGCAGGAUAUCCCUCAAGGGACAUUCAUUUGCGAGUAUGUUGGGGAGAUCAUCGCUGACGCAGAGGCAGACAAAAGGGAGAACGACUCUUUCCUCUUCACCCUCGACAAUAAGGUGGGGGACGUACACUGUAUUGAUGCAAGACUCUUUGGCAACAUUGGCCGCUUCAUCAACCAUCUGUGUGAGCCCAACGUGCUGGCUGUGAGGGUGUUCACCAUGCACCAGGAUUUACGCUUCCCCAGGAUCGCCUUCUUCUCCAGCAGGCCCAUCAAAGCUGGAGACCAGAUAGGGUUUGACUAUGGCGAUCACUACUGGAGGGUGAAGAGCAAGUUCUUCAGCUGCCAUUGUGGUUCUGUCAAGUGUCGCCACUCAGCUGCUAGCAGAUAGAAACUCACUGACGACCACGAUCCCUCUUUCUGCCUGGACACAUUCUGUGACCUCUCUAGAGCCAGAAACACUGCCUUCUGAACCAGAUACCACAUAAGAUUAUGCAAACACCAGUGGGAUUUAUUUAUACACCGAAUAAGGUUACUUUUCUAUAUGAAGAACACUGCCUGAAAUACUCUGUGAGAGUAGUUUAACUCGUUUUAAAGAGCCAACGGUCAGGUUAAAAAAAAUCUUAACAGAUGAUUUUAACAUUCAUGCAUUCUUCAAUUAAUACUGCAAAGUGUUGUAUUUGUGGAUUAAUGAAGUGAAGUAAUGUUUUGGUAGUCUGGUCUCAUCUAUGAACAUGCUUUUUACUACAUGUCUAAUUAGAAAUGAAUAAACAUUUUUAAAGCAUC